AUGGAAAGUAACAAUCAUACAUUGAUGGAAGAAAAUAUAUCGACAGUAAUGGGAAAAAAUGGUAGUAGCUAUGGAAUUGUAGAUUUACCUGGAGAAAUUCUAGUACACGGAAUAAUACCCUUCAUUUCUGAAUAUCAUCCGAAAGAUGUGAUGAGACUUAUUCUACUCAAUCAUGAAACAAAGGAUAAAAUUAUGGAAGGCUUGAAUUCGUUCCGAAUUGUUGGAAGUGAAGUUUAUAAAGCAAAUAUUGCUAGAACCAAUUUCAAGAAACCAGGAGUUGGUAGAAAAAGGGAUCAACAACGAGGAUUUAAAUUGAAUUUUUCCAAACCUAAAAAGUUGGCAACUCAAAAGGAUCUGAUCAUGUUGGACAAGUUGAAGAAUUUGAAGAGUGUAACCUUUGAAUCAUUGUUUUUUAACGAUAAGAAUAAGGAGAAAAUUAUUUCUGCACUCAACAAAGUAACAAACCUGUCAGAACUCAAAUUUGUGAAAUGUAAGGGUUCUUUCUUGGAAAUUUUGAAACCGUUCAAUGAAAAAUUGACUAGCUUACAUUUCAUAGAUUGCAUUGGAAGUAUAUUUCACUUACAUGAAACUUCAUUCCCUAAUUGCGUAAAUCUAGUUUUUUCCACCAAGUACUUUGAUGGACAACACAAAAAGUACAAAUCCAAGCUCAUCACUGAUCUGCCUAUCAUCACACCAAAUUUAACUUCCCUCACUUUCAUUGAUAAGAGCUCUAAAUCAUUCUCACCUGCCACACCUUCAUUUUAUUCAUUCAUAAAACUCAAACAAUUGAAAGAGUUGAAUAUUGACACUGCAACGUUUACAUGCCCGAAGUUAAGUGAAAUUUUGAACCAUAACCCAUCACUAAAGUGUAAACUUCCUAGUAGGUUCCAGGAUUUAUUAGGAAAGGCCAAAAUCACAAUUACAGAGCUGGAAUAUUUCAAAUAA
Molecule: messenger RNA, 945 nt
Organism: Naegleria gruberi
Lineage: Eukaryota; Heterolobosea; Eutetramitea; Acrasida; Naegleriidae
Exons: 1
Coding region: 1-945 (314 amino acids)
Source: RefSeq, a predicted model, not a curated record